Molecule: messenger RNA, 1095 nt
Organism: Seminavis robusta
Lineage: Eukaryota; Bacillariophyta; Bacillariophyceae; Naviculales; Naviculaceae
Source: the annotation of a GenBank genome assembly
AUGCCCUCCUGUGCUCUACAAGGCCACUCCAGAAGACCCCAACAUGGCAGGGGACCUCCAGGAUUCAAGCAUCGGUUCCUUGUGGGCUUGAUCCUGGCAUUUGGCUGUCUGCUGGCAGUAACGGGUGCCUCCUCGGACGAUGAAAGUUCUUCAUCCAAGGAAAAGAAGGUGGCCAUUGUGACACUGGUGACAACCAGUACGUACAUUCCGGGCGCUCUCGUUCUGGCAGAAUCUCUCCAAGCUGUAAAAGCCAAGGGCGAUCGAGUAUUGCUGUGGGUUGGUCCAGAAGAUGACCCUCGUUCCGAUAUGACUCCCGAUCGGAUUGCCGAAUUGAAAGAGUACUGGGAUGAAACACGACAAUUGACCAAAGCCGAUGGGAGUUACACGGAAUGUCAAAUUUCAGAGCAGCACAAGACACUCAUUCAAGAAAAUCCAACACUCAAAGGAUUGGAUCGUUACUGGGGAACUUGCAGCAAAUUCGCCGUCUGGGGACUCGUCGACUACGAUGUCGUCGUAUACAUGGAUGCCGACAGUGUUGCUCUACACAAUUUCGAUUUUGUGUUUGAUUAUCUAGACACUGGUGAAGCCCAUUUUGCAGCACACGGUGUCCCCGAAUGCUGGGAUACCAAUCCUCCACAAUUCUUGGAAUGCAACUUUUACACGGCUUUUUUCGUCAUCAAACCAUUGCCUCAUGUGCAAUCCUAUUUUCAUCAAUUGGCAUCCAAACAGUACUUGGCAGAAGGAGAAAUCACGCUCCUGAAUCAAGUCAUUCAGCAAUGGAAACCACUGCCACGCUUUACCCUGGUCGCACAAACAGAGGCCGUUAGACCCAUGGCAGACGAUGGCAAAACCAUGGAUUGGUCACAAGCCAAAGUAUACGAUUUUGCCGGAAAUCCCGAUACCAAACCGUGGAUGUCACAUGCGCUGGCCAAACAGUACCAUGACCCCAAUUGGCACGCGUAUUUUGGGUCCAUGGUACCUGGCACCGAAGGGUACAAUCGGUACAUGGUGCCGCAGAAAAUAUGGAAUGACUAUUACGACAAAGUGUUGGCAAAAAAAGAAAAGAAACAAAAGGCAACGAAAGAAGAAUUAUAA